Populus nigra (black poplar) is the source of this 2721-nucleotide messenger RNA. RefSeq lists its product as uncharacterized. Lineage: Eukaryota; Viridiplantae; Streptophyta; Magnoliopsida; Malpighiales; Salicaceae. Bases 1 to 2367 code for a protein of 788 amino acids. The transcript has 12 exons. The record is from RefSeq and is a predicted model, not a curated record.
AUGGAGGGUUCUGUAAUUCAAAAGUUUAAACCUUCUUCCAAUUUCUUCAGCUGCGCUAAUUUUCAACACAAGUAUUUAGGCAUUAAAAACAAUUCUCGCAGCAAAACCAGUGAGCUAAACAUACGUUUGCUUUUAGCUGUGUUGAUCAUUGUGGAGUUUGCUUCAGUUUUGAUAAUUGCUAAUUAUACAGAGAGGAUGCCUUUAAUGUUGGAAACAGCAGUGAAGUGGCUGCUUUCUAAGCUUCUUUGUGGCUAUUCUCCUGGUUGUACAGUGCUGAAACACCCCAUAACAGAAUCAUUUUGUCCGCCAUUUGAAUGUUCUUUCAUCCUUCUUUUACAACGACUGCUGGCACUCGGAUUGGGUGAGCAGACGUAUCUCAUCCGGGCAUCUGGAAUAGAGGUUAUGCAGGGGACUUUCAUCUCAUUUGUUCAUUUAACCGUCUUCUUUGCCGAUCCCCUCGGAGCUCGCAGAAAAUCACCCGAACGAGUUCUCGUUAAUAUCAUCUUGCUAACAAUGUCAUCCUCCAAAAUGAGCUUGAAGCUUCUUAUUGAUUCAAAACACAACAAAGUCGUCUUUGCUGAAGCAGGGAAAGACUUUGUCGAUUUCCUCCUUAGCCUGCUUGCUCUGCCUGUGGGUACCGUCAUUCGGCUCCUCACAAAAUCAACCAUGAUUGGCUGCAUAUCAAGUCUUUAUGGGAGCCUCGAAAAGCUGGAUCAAUCGUACCUGCAGCCUGACCAAAACAAGGAUUCCAUUUUGAAACCAACUAUAACAACCCAGGUCACUAAUCCAAAUUUCUUGCUUCCUGACACUAAAAACCCUGAAAACCGGAAGUUAUACUAUUGCCCAAGCCAUCCAGGGUACGUGUCAGAUAUUCAAAACUUUGUUUGUAGUUAUUGCAGAUCACCAGGCUUUGGUACUACUGGUUAUAUGAGUCGAGAAGUCAAGUUUGUUGGCACGAAUGUCUCCGCCUCCACAGAUACACCAGCUAGUGAUCAGGCCGGAGGUUACGUGAAGGGCCUGGUCACUUACAUGGUGACAGAUGAUUUGUCAGUGUCUCCAAUGUCAAUGGUGUCCGUUGUUGGUCUGCUAAACAAGAUCGAAAUCAAGGAUUUUGGUGUGCUCGAGGAGAAGGUUGUUGAAUUUGGGAUCAAUGAGGGUCUUGAGUUGUUGAAAGCUUCUCUCUUGUCAAAGGAUGCUCUCACUGCUGCUUUCCUUCCAAAGCUAAUGCGGAAAACUUCAAGGAUGAAAAUAAGUGGAAAAACCAGAUCACAAGGCUAUGGUACUUAUAUGAGUCAAGAAGUCAAGUUUGUUGGUACAAAUGUCUCCGCCUCCACAGAUACACCAGCUAGUGAUCAGGGAGGUUACGUGAAGGUCCUGGUCACUUGCAUGGUGACAGAUGAUUUGUCAGUGCCUCCAAUGUCAAUGGUGUCCGUUGUUGGUCUGCUAAACAAGAUCGAUAUCAAGGAUUUUAGUGUGCUUGAGGAGGGGAUCAAUGAGGCUAUUGUAUUGUUGAAGGCUUCUCUUUUGUCAAAUGAGGCUCUGACUACUGUUUUCCGGAUAAAGCAGACGAAUCAUUUCCUCUAUAUAUGCAUAUCGAUCAUAACUUCGCCCAUUCAAGUGGUCAAGAAACCUAAAGCCAACUUGGUAGCAAUGCCAUCCUCCAAAAUGAGCUUGAAGCUUCUUAUUGAUUCAAAACACAACAAAGUCGUCUUUGCUGAAGCAGGGAAAGACUUUGUCGAUUUCCUCCUUACCCUGCUUGCUUUGCCUUUGGGUACUGUCAUUCAGCUCCUCACAAAAUCAACCAUGAUUGGCUGCAUAUCAAGUCUUUAUGGGAGCCUUGAAAAGCUGGAUGAAUCGUACCUGCAGCCUAACCAAAACAAGGAUUCCAUUUUGAAACCAACUAUAACAACCCAGGUCACCAAUCCAAAUUUCUUGCUUCCUGACACUAAAAAGCCUGAAAACCGGAAGUUAUACUAUUGCUCAAGCCAUCCAGGGUACGUGUCAGAUAUUCAAAAGUCUGUUUGUAGUCAUUGCAGAUCAGAAGGCUAUGGUUCCCUUUUUAUGAGUAAAGAAGUCAAGUUUGUUGGUAAGAAUGUCUCUGCCUCCACAGAUACACCAGCUAGUACUGAUCAGGCCGGAGGUUACGUGAAGGGCCUGGUCACCUACAUGGUGACAGGUGAUUUGUCCGUCUCUCCAAUGUCAAUGGUGUCUGGUGUUGGUCUGCUAAACAAGUUCGAUAUCAAGGAUUUUGGUGUGCUUGAGGAGAAAGUUGUUGAAUUUGGGAUCAAUGAGGGUCUUGAAUUGUUGAAAGCUUCUCUUCUGUCGAAGGAUGCUCUCUCUGCUGUUUUCCUUCCAAAGCUGAAUUAAGGACAGAGAUGACGAGCCAGUAUAAUCAAAUUAGAAAAAAAGGAGUUGAUGGGCGUUCUUCAAUUUCUAAAUUUACUAUGUCUGUGAGGAGGUAAUUAGAAAAUAAGUUGGAGAACUUUAAUUUUGUUGUUGGACUGCAAUGAUGAUCAUAUGUCUUCCUUUUGAAUAUGCCUGACCUGUUGUUUUGUUUUUCUUUGUUGCUUUAUUAUGCUUUUCUUCUUUCAUUUAUCUUUACUGUUGCUUUUAUAAUGAGAGUGCGAUGGAAUGAAUAGUUUCCCAUCCUCGUCUACAUUUCUUUGUAUUAUACCAAGUCAAGAUUUUUAAUAUUAUAAAUCAGAAAUGGUUAUCUUGACU